AUGACUCCCUCAAGGCCUGGGGACACGCGGGUCUUUGGUCUGGUGAAACGGGAAAAUAUCAGCGCCGCCUGGAAAUGUUCCUUCGACCGCGUGGGGCUGGCGGAGGGCUGGUGGGGUCAGCCGCCAGAGUUCGGGUCGACAGAGAGCUCGGUGACGGUGCAGGAGGGAAGCACCGCCAAGCUCCCGUGUGUCGUGUACCACCUCAACGACAAGUCUGUAACGUGGCUGAGGCGGCGAGACCUGCACAUCCUCACCGUCGGCCACCACACCUACUCCGCGGACCAGCGUUUCCAGGUGGUGCACGCGGAGGGGAGCAACGAGUGGACGCUGGUGGUGCGAUACGCCCAGGUGCGGGACUCCGGCGUGUACGAGUGCCAGGUGAACACGGAGCAGAAGAUGUCCCGCCCCGUCACCCUACACGUGCACGACCCCCGACGCGUGGUGACUCAGAGUAAAGUGUUCGUCGCCAACAACACAGCCUCUACCAAGGACGGCAAGCUACGUGUCGAGAUCUUGGGUCCCCGCGAGAGGUACAUCGAGGCUGGCUCUUCGCUGGCCCUCACCUGCCUGGUCACCUCGGCCCGCGCGCCCUCCACCCUCGUCUACUGGUACCACGACACGAGCCUCAUCGACUACAACUCUCCCAGGGGCGGCGUGAACCUUAAGAUCGACCGCGGGCGAGGAGAGACCACGACGCGGCUGGUGGUGUCUGCCGUGGGCCCGGGCGACUCCGGCAUGUACUCGUGUGUGCCUCAGGGCUCCCACCCCGCCACGGUGCUGGUUCACGUGCAGAAAGGUGAGUUAGGCUACCGGGAGGCGAGGCAAGGAUGGGAAGGUGGACAGUGAGAGAGAGGUGGACAAGGGCAGCAUGGUGGGCAAGUAGUAGGAAGAAGAGGAAGGUAGAUUAUUUGUAGCAAGAUGUUAACGGAAGGAUAAGAGUAAAGAAAGGGAAGGCGAGGGAGGGAAGAGGAAGGUGUGAGGCAGCGGGAAAAAUGGCAUAGGCGUCAGGUAGGGA
Molecule: messenger RNA, 1015 nt
Organism: Eriocheir sinensis (Chinese mitten crab)
Lineage: Eukaryota; Metazoa; Arthropoda; Malacostraca; Decapoda; Varunidae
Product: zwei Ig domain protein zig-8-like
Exons: 7
Coding region: 1-846 (281 amino acids)
Biological process (GO): synapse organization
Cellular component (GO): neuron projection membrane
Source: RefSeq, a predicted model, not a curated record